AUGGUCAUCGAUAAAUUGCAUGGAACAAUUGGCGAAGAUAUUAUGUUUGCACUUGAACUCAGAAAACACUCAAAUUGGAAACAUUUCAAUAAAGUCGAGACGCCACAAGAGUUUUUCGAGUCAAUGGCAUAGUUUGUUUUUUUUUUCUUUUAAUUUUCAUAGAAAACAUUUAAAAUUAAUGAAUUUUUGCAGCAAAUGUCCAAUGCCAAUUCAAACAAGUUAUACAAUUUAUAAAAGACCAGAUUAUCCAGGAAGACCCAGUUAUUUUUAUCAUUUUUAUUCGACAUAUAAUUACAUUGAUGAAUUGACAAAUCUUGAGAUUUUUGAGAGAAAAAUGCAUUAUAUGUCUUGUGUUCCACGUCGAACAUCAAUUCAAAAAGAACUUGAUCUAUUAAGUUCAACAAUUGGAUUACGAUAUGAAAUGGAGCGAAGGCGAAUGCUAUUUUCACAUUCUCGACCUCGAAAACUUGAAUUUGAAGCAACAUCGAGAAGAAAAUUGGAAACAUCCAGGGUAUUUAUUGCUAAAAAUGAAUAUAAAUCAACACCAAUUUUUGGACAUAUGUUAAUUCGAGAUGAGCGAAAAAUUCAAGAUUCAAUGAAUAUCGGUUUGAGAGAUUUGAAUUUGGAAUGUAUCCAGAAUCCGGAAAAAGUUGUGAAUGGAAUUGAGAAUUUUAUCAAGAGAAAUGUUGAAUGGACAAAAACUCGAUUACAAAUUUCUGAAUUUCCUAUUUAUUUACAUUUUUCAUUUCGAGCGUUGAUGUGAGUUUUGAGACACAAAAAUUUUUAAACUUCAAAGUUUUAUAAUUUCAUUACAGUAACUGCAUCGACAAUCAUCAAACAUCACCAAUCCGAAAUCGAAGCGAACAAGAACUUUUCAAUGAAUUCAACUACAUCUCAUCGCAUUUCGCAUUUUCAGCACAUUUUUGUAAAGUUUUACACAAUUUUGAGUUUCGUCGAUUGGCUGAAGAUAUGAUUAUUCGGAAAAAUGGAACCAAAGGUUCAAUUCUUCGAGUUCUUCCAAGUCGAUAUAAUAAUAAUCCAGCAACUUCAGUUGUCCGAAGUAUGUUUCUGUUUUUUUGCUGCUAACAAUUAUACAAUACAGUAAUCUUUUUUGCAGUUUCAAAAGGUGGAUUUCUGAUAAGUACAAUGUGUAAAACAACAAAACGUGCUCCAUCAAUCGAAUCUUUGAGUGGUUAUUCAACAGAUAGUGCAGCUUCAACUGCCACAAUUUCACCAUUGGAUUGGGCACAAAAUUGGAAGUUUCAAGACAAGGAUUUUGAGCAUCGAUUGAUGAAAUGUGGAACUUCGGUUGGUUUUUUUCGGAAAUUAUGUACAAAUAGUUUAAAAACCAUGAAAUAAUUUCUAGAAUCCAGCUGAUGUGAAACGCGAAGCAAAACAGUUUUGGGAAGAGCGAAUACAACGUGAAAUGCGUCGACGGAAAGAAGCCAUCAAGAAAGUCAACGCAAGUUUUGUGAUGAGACAAAAUAUUCCAAUUUUUGAUGAAGUAUGUUUUUUAAUUAAAAUUUGGUGGGAGAUAGCACACGCAAUUAUAUUGUGUAGUUGAGCUAAAUUGAAAUAGGUUGACACGCAGACUUCUUUUUUUUAAUUAUCAUGGAAGUUAUUACUCACGAUCUACCAGUUAGUUUUUCUCAGUAGCAAAAAAAUCAAUUAUUUCGAUGUUCCCAUAAAAAUUAUUUUCAGUUGAUGCACAUUCGUCAACCAGCUGCAAGUGUUUAUCUUGGUUACUCAGAACUUCACAAAAUCCGAAAAGUUUUCGAAAAAUUUGAAAAUCAGGGAACUAUGGAUACAGCUACAAAAAUUCUGUUAUCAAGAAGAUCGGAUUAUAUUUUAAGAACACAGUGGCGAAAAAAUUGGAUGGAUUUGGAGUGAGUUACAGUAACUUUUCAAUAUAUAUUUAUGAAUAUUAUUUUUGUAGCAUUGACGUGACUGAUGGAUGGAGAACAUUAUCACAAAAUGAGGUGCCAACAAAUAUUGAUAAUGUUGGACGAUUUGUAGGUUUUAUAAAUUUAUUUUCAAAAAAUCCCUAAUCAUUUUUUCGCAGCUUCGACGGCCUUGUUCUUGGAUCGAAUCGAAUUGUUAUUCAUUUGCUGAUACGAUUCCACGAUGUGAUCAAAUAACAAUUGUAAGUUCACACAACUCUCAAAACUCUACAAAGCUUACACAUAUUUUCUUUUCAGAAAACCGGACGAAAAUUCAAGAAGAUCACACUUUUCCUGAUAUCCGUUGCUCUAAUUGUCAUUGCAUUUUUCUGUGCAAUUCUAUCAACUGGAGUUUAG
Messenger RNA from Caenorhabditis angaria, 2297 nucleotides. Lineage: Eukaryota; Metazoa; Nematoda; Chromadorea; Rhabditida; Rhabditidae. The record is from the annotation of a GenBank genome assembly.